GGCUGAAUGGCGUCCUGGCGCGUCGCGUAGCAAUCGCCUUUCCCGCCCCUGCGAAGGGAGGGAAUGGGCCGCGAGGGGCCGUUCUUGCCGCCGCCGCCAGAGAAGAAGGCAGCGCCCUGGCGCGGAGAGCCGGCUUGGCCUUGGCAAGGAGGGAGAAGGAAGGCGGGCGGAGGGCGGCCAGGAGGAGGCUGAGGAGGAGGAGGCUCCUUCGCCAUGCGAGCCAGGCUGAAGGCAUCCUGGAGGAGCUGCGCCGGAGACUGAGGAGAAGGAGCGGCGCCUGGUCCAUGCAAGGAGCGAGGCGGAGGAGGAGGAGAGGGAGACGGAGACCAGGCGGCCUCGGGAGGGAGGAGGACGAGGAGGAUUAUUCUGCAAUGACUACAGCAAGAUAUCGACCUACCUGGGACUUGGUGCUUGACCCCCUGGUGUCAUGUAAGCUCUGCCUUGGGGAGUAUCCAGUGGAGCAGAUGACAACAAUAGCACAAUGCCAAUGCAUCUUCUGUACUCUGUGCCUGAAACAGUACGUGGAGCUUUUGAUUCAGGAAGGCCUAGAAACAGCAAUUAGUUGUCCAGAUGCUGCCUGCCCAAAGCGAGGUCAUCUACAAGAAAAUGAAAUUGAAUGUAUGGUUGCAUCAGAAAUCAUGCAGAGAUAUAAGAAGCUGCAGUUUGAAAGAGAAAUACUUCUGGAUCCUUGUCGGACUUGGUGUCCAUCCUCUUCCUGCCAAGCAGUUUGCCAGCUUCAGGAAUCAGGACCUCAGAAUCCACAGCUGGUGCAAUGCAAAGCUUGUGACAUAGAAUUCUGCUCAGCAUGCAAAUCCAAUUGGCAUCCGGGACAAGGCUGUCAGGAAAAUAUGCCAGUCAACUUCCUUCCAGGAGAGACAAGCUCUGUUUAUAAAAUGGAAGAAGAUGAUGCUCCAAUCAAGCGGUGCCCAAAAUGCAAAGUUUAUAUUGAACGGGAUGAAGGGUGUGCUCAGAUGAUGUGUAAAAACUGUAAACAUGCCUUUUGCUGGUACUGUUUGGAGUCGCUUGAUGACGACUUCCUCCUUAUACACUACGACAAAGGACCUUGUCGAAACAAGCUAGGUCACUCUAGGGCCUCGGUUAUUUGGCACAGAACACAGGUGGUGGGGAUCUUUGCAGGUUUUGGCCUGUUAUUGUUAGUGGCUUCACCCUUUCUUCUACUUGCGACGCCCUUCGUUCUUUGCUGCAAGUGCAAGUGUAAUAAAGGAGAUGAUGACCCACUCCCUACUUGAGAUGGAAUCAGGACAGGAUAUAGGACUCUGCUCUUCAUCACAGUACAUUUCAUGACCUCCCUGCUCUCCUUUUGCACAUAACAUUUUCAUAGCCUUACUCGCCCUAAACCUGACUUCAGACAAGACCCAAGGUGCCAUGAAUGCCAGGAAUUGCUUUUGCCACCACUUCUUACCUGGGAUUAAAGGGAAGAAGGCGCCCUGACUCAAAGCAAGCUGAAUGUCUGAAAAGUAUGUUGAUAGCACAAGGCUCCUUCCUUGUUCACUUAAAGGCUACAUCAAUCAGCUUGGAAUCAUCAUUUCGACACCAUCAGGACAGAAAUCUUCGCAUAUAUAUCUGCAACAAUUUAAGGUGUCUUACUACUAAAUAUAUAUGUUAUUCAAGAACGGCAUACCAAUUUAAAAAUUUGCCCAUUAAAGCACGACUUUAAAUAUUGGUUUAUUAAAAGCAAAGUUUCUGUUCAUAUUUGCUCUAAGAAAAUAUCAGAUGCAUCCUCCCCAUGUUGAACCUGCCUCUCUCACAUACAAAAUCACUGUAAAUUGGGUUAGAUGCAAGUAGGACAUUCUAUGUUUUUGACUAUUCAAAAAAUGAGAGAUGCCAUUUCUGUUUAAUAACAUUUUGGAAAAUGGUUUUAAGUUAUUUGUCUGGCUGGACAUCUUUUAUUUUUUUGUUUUUGUUUUGUGGGGACUUUGUUUUUCCAGAGAUUUGAGGUUGAAGUAUGUGAGCCACACCUGACCUGCCUAAAUUAACGGCUUGAAAAAACAUUCCUGGUUUCCCUCUUCUCAGCCUUGUUUUAUCUGUUUAUUAACUAUCUGCUACGUUAAUAGGGCUACCUCUAAUCAGGUAUCUUUUUUGUACAUAUAUAUAUAUAUACAUACACACACUCAUAAAUAUAUCAGGAUAGAAGUCUUUAAAACCAAAUGUACAAAUAGAUGUUAACCUGAAUAUUGUGAAGGUUGGAGAUGCAUGACUCAUCUGUUCUUAUGGCAGAGAAGUAAUUAUGGUUGUGAUAAUUUCUGAUGUGGACACUGCUCUGUGAAUGAGAAGAAACAGGCAUGGGGAUCACUUUCUCUCUCCCAUUUCCUCCUUGCUAAUAAAUAAAUAAACAGCGAUCCCUUGAUAAACAUAUUGACCAGUGCUCAAAAUAGGAGGACAUUAAUGCACGCUCUUCCCUCCUCAGUGCUCUGACUUGUCUUACUUAAGUUUCCAGUUGCUUGUAAGAGGAGUGGGAGGAAAUGACUGCAACAGAUGUGCAUGUAAAUUAAUCUCCUGUAAUGGCUAAUAUCCUCCAAAUACCAGGACUGGAAGGAGAAAUAGAAAAUGGAGUACUCUUAUGCCUGCUAAUUCCAGGAGGACUGCUAAUGUCCCAAGUUUCCAAAUUUGUUGAUAACAGCAAACAAUAACUUACUCCUACAAAGCAGCCUUCCCCAACCUGGCACCCUCAAGAUGUGCUAAGCUACAGCUCCCAACAUCCCAGACCAGCAUGUACCUAUCGGUUGGGGAUAGUGAGGGUUGUAGUCUCACCACAUCUGUAGGAUGCCAUGUGGGGAAGUCUGCCGUAAAGUAUGCAAAUUCAAGAGAAUGGUGAGGAUUUCCCCUGCCCUUUAUUUUGCUUCAAUGAAUAAAAAUUGCUUGCAAUGCUAAUGUGUAAAGUCUGCUAAAAAUCAAAAUAUUUACGUAGUCCAUUGUAAAAAAAAGAAUUAUAUUUUAUACUGUACGGUACUGUGACAACUGAGUUGUUUUAUCUGUUUCUCCAUCUUAUUUUUUUUCCUAAUAAUUUUGCUGCUUCAUAUUUUUGCUACAUUUCUUCCCCAAGGGAAUAUAAGGAUAAUAUCAGCGCACUCUGAAUAUUGGCUAUUACUCUUUGGUAUGAUUUUGAGAGAGAGCUGAAGCAGCUCUCUUAACACAUUUAGAUUUCCAAAUAAGAGAACAGUGUAUUUCAUGACCUCCUCGCUCAGAAAACGAAAUGCCACAAGAAUCCUGUUUCUACAAUCUCUCUCUUUACAUUGAGGUGGGCAAAGAGUCCUGAAGAUAUGGUUGGAAUACAAAGCCCAGCAUUCUCCCCAUUGGCCAUGCUUGCUAGGCUUGAUGGUAGUUGCAGUCCAGAAACAACUGGUGGGUCACCAUUUGCCCAGCAAUGUUUCAGAUACCUGUCCAACCCCAGUGAAACAAAUUGAGGUUAGCAAUUCAAAUUGCACUGAGACUUAAGCAUCAAUAUGUGUGGGCACAUACAUGCACAGAACCUCCUGAGGCAUUUUGCCUAUUCAGUUACAACAAAUAUCUAAACUUGGAGUCGUAUAGAAACAAGUGACAUUAGUGUAAUAUCAAUUUGCCAUUGGACUGUAUCCUUGGUUCAAUAUCUUGGAAGUGGUAUACUUCCUAACAUAACACAUGCUGAUUCCUUUCUUUAAAGAAAUUAAAUGGGGAAAAAUAUUUUUAUUGUGUGCCAUGCUUUGAAAUUCUGCAUAUCAGAUACAUGAUUCUGUAUCUAAAGUUUGGAGCCUUGCCUUGAAUCAGGUAGUUGUUAUUUGUUGCCAAUUAUCUGAUGGCUUGCAUAUUACAGCAUGACAGCAGAGAAUAACGUAAUAUGUACUUACUGAAAUUUUAAAUGUGAAGGAAUUCGAAAUAUGUGCUUGUAGUAAUUCAUAAAUGUUUUCAAAUGAUGCUGAUGUUCUUCUCUAGUUGUUUCCAUUUUUAGUUUAAUUUUUGCCUACUUUUGAAUUCAUUGCCUUAAACUCACUUUUAAUAGAAUCUGUUAUAAUUUGACUUUUCUGUUACACAGGAUUCAUAUCAACCCAUCUCUUGGCCUGAGUCAUUUUUUGCACAUAUACUCAACCGACCCUUGCUGUAGAUCCUGUUUUACUGAAAUUAAAGGAGAAUAUGCUUCAUUUAGCAGGUGCAAAAAUGAAGUGUGACCCUGUGAAGUUUGGUCAAAUUAUUUUGACCAUAUCUUUGUUUCUCCAGCUGUAAACCAAUAACACUUCAUAGAUGUUGUGAGCGACCAUUUUAAAGUUCUAGGAAGCCCUUAUGGCAGGUUGAUCUUGGGUUCUCCAGAUCCUUAAUCCAUGCUAACUGGGUCUUCUGGGAUUAAAAGUCCAAAACAUCCAGAAGGCCAAAGGUUCUAUAUCCCUGCCUUUGAAUAUUAUUCCUAUGUAUUGAAUCCCUUAAAUCCGUGUACCAGACAAAGCUGUUAUUUUCCUCCAACCCAAAUAUACCAGGUAUCCCAAUUUUCAAAGAACAUGCAUUUCAUGUAACCCUUUAGAUUACACACAAUGGACAGAACUGCCUAGGAUAAUGGUUAGCACAAUUAUCUUUCUACUUGGAAGCAGAACAUAGAAUGGGAUACAAGCCAAAAAGGGAAAGACAAGCACCUUUUGCAUGAGUUUAAACAUUUGGUAGAAGGAGAUUAGCUUUUUUAAAAGAGAUUCUGGCAAAAUUCCCCUCUGCUGAAUUUUUCCAUGGAUUUGGGUUUUUAAACAACUUGAUCUUAUUUCCAGACCAGCAUAAAUGGAUUGCUGAUCCUGCAUUCCUCCAUUUUUGAAAAACGAUUCCAGAACACAGUAUUACCCCCUCCUUGAUCUGAACAUACAAACUAGUCACAGGCCAUGUCAUGCGCUGAUCCUUUAAAUAUUUUGGAGAGCUUGUUUUAAUCAGUACGCCCAAUGAUAUGUAUUGUGACCUGCAGGAAAUAUGGGGCCCUCUAGAUGUUACUGGACUUCAUCUUCCACCAUCCUUCACUUUUAGUUAUGUGGCUGUGUAUGAUUGGGAGGUGUAUUUCCACAAUGUUUCAGAGAGCGCAGAUUUCCAUCUGUGUCACUCCUACAAUCAUGCAGACCCACAUUGCCAUUAAGUGACGGUGUCUCACUUCAGUUUAAAAUACCAUCCUGGUUCUCUUCUUUUAUUAUGUAACUGAUUCGUUUUCAACACAAUCCAGGAAUUUUAGGUAUAGGUAUGUGGCCUACAAUCAAACCUUGCUUCAUUCCUUUCCAUGGCUGCAUUUUUAUCAUUUUGUGGAGAAGCACCGGGGAGUCAUGCAUAUGUAUGAUAAAUUACGUAUUUGAGUAGUGUAAAAAUGUUUCUGUAUCUGAAAUGUAACUACAUUUUUGUGCCACUAACACUGUGAUGUAUAAAAGAGCUGUUGAAUGCCUUUGAAUGUUGUUUUGUACUUUGAAUCAUUUUGAAGAGUUUUAUUUGUAAUUUCAAUAGAUAUUUUAAAUGAA
This is a messenger RNA of Anolis sagrei ordinatus, 5468 nucleotides long. It is a transcript of the gene RNF144A, whose product is annotated as ring finger protein 144A. The record is from RefSeq and is a predicted model, not a curated record. Gene Ontology annotation, molecular function: zinc ion binding; ubiquitin conjugating enzyme binding; ubiquitin protein ligase activity. Gene Ontology annotation, biological process: protein polyubiquitination; ubiquitin-dependent protein catabolic process; positive regulation of proteasomal ubiquitin-dependent protein catabolic process. NCBI's taxonomy places the organism in Eukaryota, Metazoa, Chordata, Lepidosauria, Squamata, Anolidae. Gene Ontology annotation, cellular component: Golgi apparatus; ubiquitin ligase complex; cytoplasm.